This is a messenger RNA of Cheilinus undulatus (humphead wrasse), 1096 nucleotides long. RefSeq names its product free fatty acid receptor 2-like. The transcript has 2 exons. Bases 76 to 954 code for a protein of 292 amino acids. Gene Ontology annotation, molecular function: G protein-coupled receptor activity. Gene Ontology annotation, cellular component: plasma membrane. Gene Ontology annotation, biological process: G protein-coupled receptor signaling pathway; cellular response to fatty acid. The record is from RefSeq and is a predicted model, not a curated record. Lineage: Eukaryota; Metazoa; Chordata; Actinopteri; Labriformes; Labridae.
GAAAGACAAACAACAAAGAAGCUUUAGAUACUUUUAAAGCCUUUUUUGAAACAUCUACAUCCUGCUGGGGCCAAAAUGACGUUAGAGAGUAAUGUUCUUCUCUCAGUUGACAUUAUUACCUUCCUCAUCGGCCUACCUCUCAACGUCCUGGCUCUCUACGCCUUCAGAGUGAAGAUCCGCUCCAAGCCUCUCCCUGGUGACAUCCUGCUCCUCAACCUGACCAUCUCUGACCUUCUCUUCCUGAUCAUCCUUCCUUUAAAGAUGCACGAAGCUGCUUCAGAGAUGGAAUGGAAUCUACCUAACUUUGUGUGCUCCAUCACCGCCUUCACCUUCUUCUCCACUAUCUACACCAGCUCUUUGCUGCUGAUGGCCGUCAGUGUGGUUCGUUACAUCGCAGUAGCUUACCCCAUCACCUAUCAACAACUGCGCAAACCUGCAUAUGCAAUAGUUACCUGUGUUUUGAUUUGGCUCAUAUCAGCGGCACACUGCAGCAUUACAAUCAUCAUCCAGCACCACCCAGCUCUGUCUGAGGGAAACAGCUCCAGUUGCUAUGAGAAAUUCACAGAGAAGCAGCUGGAGGUCGUCCUUCCUGUGCGUUUGGAGUUCUUCUUCGUGCUCUUCCUUGUACCUUUUCUAGUUUGUAUCUUCUGUUAUGUGUGCUGCAUCCUGAUCCUGUACAGCCGCCCAAAUAUAUCUGUUAUGCAGAAGCAGAAGGCCAUCGGCAUGGCUCUUGGGACUCUAGCUGUGUUUGUAAUUUGUGUACUGCCUUAUAAUACUUCCCAUUUAGUGGGCUAUUUUCAGGGCAAGAGUCCAGAAUGGAGAUAUUACACUUUACUGCUUAGCACCUUCAACACCUGCAUUGAUCCCAUCAUCUACUAUUUUUCCUCCUCCGCCUUCCGCUGCACAAGUGAAAAGUCCGUUUUCAGGAGGCGUGCUUCAGAAACACACCAUUAGGCACUAUUUUGCAAUGCAACAUUCGGCUACAUUUUCUUCCACCACAGUGUAUGGUUAUCUUCUGAUCAGCUGUUUGGGUAUACUGGCUUUGACAAAGACAAAAAAAAAGAAGAAGGUCCAUAAAACACUAGUCUUCAGUAAG